Seminavis robusta is the source of this 3444-nucleotide messenger RNA. Lineage: Eukaryota; Bacillariophyta; Bacillariophyceae; Naviculales; Naviculaceae. The record is from the annotation of a GenBank genome assembly.
AUGAACAACGAAGCUCCAUCCAAAAGCCCUCAGAGCAACGGCGGCAGCCCCGAGGAUUGCCGUCCCCAACAAGACCAAUCACCACCAACGACGAAAGAUCCACCCGACGGAGGCAACGGCAAGUUGAAAAGCAACGAUAGUGACACAUUGAUGCAUACAAUCAAGGAACAAGAACGGAUUGGCCGAAUGAAUCCUGCUAUCGCAUUGGCCUUCAACAACACCUCUUCUGGUGCGCUGGAUACCUCCCCAAAAGGCAGCAAGUCGAGUAACAAGCAGGUGCGAACGACUGCUUCUCCAGCAAGAAAGCAGAAGGCUGAGAUCAAAAAUGGCCCCAAAAGCAACUCCACAACUGAUGAUAGGCAGCAUCAACAAACCAGUAGAACUGGUAAUGAUUGGAUGAAGGAAAUCAAAGAACAGGAGAGAAUAACACGACAGAACCCUGCAAUAGGAUUGGCAUUGAACAACAACACCUCACAUGGAUCACUGCCACCCCCUGCAGCAGCAGCAGCCAGCAGAAAGCACACAACACGAACAUCCACUCCAGCCACCGCCACCCAAAUUGACAACGCUGGGAUUGAGUCUACCGGACAGAAGAAAAAUGGAGCCCCAAAGGAGACACCACCAACACUUCCACAACCUGGAACAUACCCAGAGAAAAUGGAGACUACUAUGAAUUCUGCACAUAUUGCACUCUCCGCAAUGAAAGCCGCCAGGUUUGAAAAUUUCCAAAGCAGUGGCCAGCUUUCAUUUUUGCCCAAGAAAUCAUUCACAGCCAAUAAUGGUAGUAGUGUUACAUCGCCAACAUUUCCACAACCUACAAGAACACACCCAGAGAAAAAGGAAAAGGGAGAGUCAUAUUUGAGCCACAGCCCAGAUGACCCGAUGAAAGCCAUUGUCAAACGGUCAAGGCAACCGGAUCCUGUCCCAGACCCAGUCAUGACACUUGAUGCGUCCGCUCCAACCAGCGAGACUACUGCAACCAUCGGCACUGCAAAUGGAGAGGUGUUCCGAGAGGAAGAGGAUGAUAGCAUCACCUACAGCCGACAAGCCAAAAAGCGCAUUGCAGGUCCUGUUCAGCCCGGAGCCUUUGGAGCAGCUCCAGGUAUGCAACCAACCCGAGUUGCAUCCCUUCGAUAUUGCAGUCCUGCACAGCCAGAGCCUGAUGAUUCCCAACACAAUCCCUACCAGAUCGCGGAUACCCCUCAUGAUCCAACAACCCUCCCUGUCUUGACAGAGGCGGGAACAAGAACAGCUAUGGGAUUGGUUGAAGCCAGAGCUGUCACAGAAUCGACCAGCACCAUUUUUGGCCGAGCGGACAGUUAUCGUGGGCCCACGGCAGAUGAAGCACAGCAAAAUAGAGAACAGAAGAAGUACUACUACGUGGGCACUAUUCUUUGUAUGGCGCUUGUGCCAAUUAUCAUUGUACUCAUUCUGUUGUGGUCUGGAGUCUUUGAUAAGGCCACCAAAGAUUCUGUUGUGAUCUCUACGGAAGCACCAUCCAAUGCUCCAUCUGGAAGCCCAACAAUAGCACCUACUCCAUUCUUUCUUCCACUGCCAGAGUACACUGUUGACACACUGCAAAAUGGUCCUUUAGAUUCACCUCAAGAAAGAGCCUACAGAUGGAUCCAAGAUGAUCCCAACUUUGAGGAUUAUUCGGAUGCGCAAAAACAACAACGGUUUGCCCUGACCACGAUCUACUAUGCUACAAAUGGUGAGGCCUGGGAUAUCAAUGAAAACUGGCUCUCUUAUGCUGAUCAUGAGUGUCUCUGGCAAACAAAGGGGGUGGGUCUACUUGGUGAUGGAAUGACAAGGCACUGUGAUCCUGGUGGAAACUUCCUCUACCUCUAUUUGACCAAAAAUGGGCUUUCCGGAAGCCUCCCCCCAGAGUUCUUGACAGGAACCAUCCCAACUGAGAUUGGCAGAGUGACUGACUUGGAAUCCCUAUACCUUCAUGCGAACCAGCUCACUGGGGAAGUGCCAUCUGAGAUUGGACAGCUGACUCUUUUGGAGCGGCUCUGGGUUCAAAAUAACCCAGUGGCUGGGACGAUCAUGACGGAAGUUGGUCUCUUGACCAACCUGAUAAGUUUGCAAUGGAGAGAAACAAUGACAAGAGGCACGCUUCCAACGGAGCUUGGCUUGCUCUCAAAUCAGACACGAUUUCUAUCAUUACGCACCCAGUUCUUGACAGGAACAAUCCCAACUGAGAUUGGCAGGAUGACUGCCUUGGAAUCCCUAUACCUUAAUGCGAACCAGCUCACUGGGGAAGUGCCAUCUGAAAUUGGACAGCUGACUCUUUUGGAGCGGUUCUGGGUUCGAAACAACCCAGUGGCUGGGACGAUCAUGGCAGAAGUUGGCCUCUUGACGAACAUGAUAGGUUUUGAAUGGGCAGAUACAAUGACAAGAGUUCAAAUCAACCCAGUGACUGGGACGAUCAUGACAGAAGUUGGCCUCUUGACGAACAUGAUAGAUUUUGAAUGGGCCGAUACAAUGACAGAGUUCUUGACAGGAACAAUCCCAGCUGAGAUCGGUACCAUGACUAACUUGGAAUCCCUGUACCUUGAUGACCUUUUUCUCUCGGGCACUAUUCCAAGUGAAUUUGGCAGUUUUGUCAAGAUAGAAGAACUCUUCGUGCACACCAACCAGCUCACUGGGGAAGUGCCAUCUGAGAUUGGACAGUUGACUCACUUGGAGCAGUUCUCUGUACACACCAACCCAGUGACUGGGACAAUCAUGACAGAACUCGGUCGUUUGACGAACAUGAUAGAGUUAGAUUGGGCAGAUACAAUGACAAGAGGUACCAUUCCAACCGAGCUUGGUUUGUUGACCCGAAUGACUUCUGCAUUUCUGGAGCAAAAUCUUUUUGAUGGGCAAAUUCCAUCGGAGCUUGGCUUGCUCUCAAAUCUGUCACACACUCUAUCCUUAUACACCCAGUUCUUGACAGGAACCAUCCCAACUGAAAUUGGCAGGUUGACUGAUCUGGAGUUCUUGUACCUUGAUGACCUUUUGCUCACUGGCACAAUUCUGAGUGAAAUUGGCAGUUUUGUCAAUAAUGACAACAAUCUCUGGGGGGCUAUUCCUUCAGAACUGGGAGGCUUGACUCUGUUGGAGGAUCUUUUCCUUUCAUCUACCAGCCUUUCAGGAAGUAUCCCUUCUGAACUUGGAGGCCUGUCUUCGCUGAUUUGGUUGAGUCUUCAUGACACAAACCUCAGUGGCACUGUUCCUUUAGAACUGGGAAAUGUGGCUCUGAGUGGUGUGCUUGAGAUGCUCAGUUUGAACGGGACACUUUUGACUGAUUGGAUUCCAUCUGAUCUUUGUCUGAUCCCCGAUCUGAACUUUGAUUGCUCAGAUGAUCUGUGUGGUUGUAAUUGUGUCUGCCAAUUUGGGGCUCAAGCAAGUGUUUUGGGCAGGCCUGGGAGUGCAGAGGGUGAUGCCAAAGAGCCGUAA